AUGGAAGCCUUUGUCUCGCGGAAGAAGAGAAAGCUCUCGUCGGGAGCUGCUCUCCAGCCCUCCCCGAGUCCGAGUCCAAGUUUAAGUCAAAUUCCCCGGGAAGAGCGCAGCCUCGCAAUCGAGGAAGAAGAAUCUACAGACUUCAAAUUAGCAUUGCUCUCUUCUCUACACCCGAAUACCGACCAAAAUGACCUGCUGGAUAUUCUCCUCGCCCAUGAAGGAUCUGUAUUAGAAGCCUCUUCUUCCCUGGCAGCUCCUCAUAGAUCGCCAUCGCGGAAAUCAGGCCCAUCCGCCGGGGCAACAGGAUACCAAAGCUCCCUGUCUAGCUUCAUCACCCAGGAUGAUUCGGGCAAACCCGCAAAGCUGCUUGUCAAGAGAGGCAAAACCCUGCAUCUCUACGACCCGGCAGACGUGGAGGCGCACACCCCCUGCUCAAUCAUCCACAACUUCUUGCCGCCGGCAGAGGCAAAUGCGUUGUUGGAAGAGCUACUGCUGGAGGCGCCGACAUUUGAGAGAGAGACGUUCAAGCUGUUUGACAACGUGGUGUCGAGUCCGCAUACGAACUGCUUCUAUGUCGAGUCGCAUGAGGAGAUGCAGAGGCAGAAGACAGAGUAUAUUUACAACGGGGCGAAGCUGACAGACGUCCGGCAACUUACACCCUAUAUGCUCUCAGCGUCCCCAAAGGUUACGGCGGCAGUGAACGCCUCUAUCAACACACGCAUCCAAGGCUAUCCCAACAAGCAGAAACUCGUCCAUCAAUGUCCACACCCUUGGCGUCCCAACGCUGCAGUAGUAAACUGCUACAGCGGUCCUACAGAAAGUGUAGGCUACCACGCCGACCAAUUGACCUAUCUGGGGCCACGCGCCACUAUCGGCUCUCUCUCCUUGGGCGUGGCGAGGGAGUUCCGAGUCCGGAGGAUUGUACCACAAGACGACUCCUCCUCCUCAACAAGCAAAAGCAAGAAGAACACAGAAGCAGCCGAUCUCCAAGGCCAGAUCUCAAUCCACCUCCCGCACAACUCCCUCCUGGUAAUGCACGCCGAAAUGCAAGAGGAGUGGAAACACUCCAUCGCUCCCUGCACAACGGUCAUCCCGCACCCUAUAUCAGGGAAUAAGAGGAUCAACAUCACGUAUCGUGACUACAAGGAGUACAUGCAUCCGCGCUUCACGCCACGGUGCAAGUGCGGUGUGCCAGCGGUGCUGCGGGUCGUGCAGCGGAAGAAGGCGAACUGGGGACGCUACUUUUGGAUGUGCUACGUGGGGAAUGUGCCGGAGAAGGGAAAAGAGGGAUGUACGUUUUUUGAAUGGGCUGUGUUUGAUGACGAUGGGAGGCCGGUUUGGAAGCAACAUAUGGUAUUAGAUGAGAAGGUUGGCGAUGGCGCUGGAGAGCUGAAGGUCGUUGGUGGUGGGAGGAAAGAUGCCGGGGAGUGA
Messenger RNA from Drepanopeziza brunnea f. sp. 'multigermtubi' MB_m1, 1431 nucleotides. RefSeq lists its product as uncharacterized. Gene Ontology annotation, cellular component: nucleus. Gene Ontology annotation, biological process: DNA repair; DNA alkylation repair. Gene Ontology annotation, molecular function: dioxygenase activity; zinc ion binding. The record is from RefSeq and is a predicted model, not a curated record. NCBI's taxonomy places the organism in Eukaryota, Fungi, Ascomycota, Leotiomycetes, Helotiales, Drepanopezizaceae.